UAUGACAACCAUCAUGUACAAAUACCUCUUUCCAAGUCUUAACUGGCCAUAAAUGCUAUCGCUAGUUCGUUAUCCAGGAGGGUGAAGUUCUAACUGUUCUCGAUUCAUGCGUCAUCUUAGGCCUUUCGAACAGCAAAAAAAAAAGGUGUUCCCAACCUUUGGACUGAGUAUAUAAAAUUGGAUUUUCCAUUCCAGUAGCUCAUAAUCACUGACUUAAAACCUACCUGAGCACACUUUCCGUACAGGUGCAGCUGGACUUUGCAACAGGGUUUUUGCUAAACAGGAACAUAUUUGUGAAUCUUUUUCUGGCAUGCGUAAAUAAAUGGUGGUUUUCCGGGAUUAAUAAUGGAGCACUAAGUUUGGAAUUAUACAGACUUUCUCAGACUGCCAGCACUGUUUUUUUAAUAGGUGUGUGACAUCAGAAAGGAAGAAUGUUCAUGAACAACAACGGCCCAACCUCCCCCACAAGAGGUUUCUCAUCAGAGGCAUUCUCUCAGAGGUCCGAUAUGUCUCGACCCAAUGCAAAAUCCAUCUAUAUGCAAAGGAAGGAAUAUUUGGAGACCAUAAACAGACAAGCAGAUGCUUUUCAGUACAGAGUGGAGCACUUGUUUACAUGUGAAAUAAAUGGGAGGGACCUGAGCAGCAUUGAUGAUUGCAUGGCCAAGCUGAAGAAUCUGGACAGCCGAGGGAAAGUGUGGGGUCAGGAUAUGAUCCUGCAGGUGCAGAACGGCCACUUACAACUGUGUGAUGUCGAAACAAAGGAGCUCCUGGAUUCACUUCCUCUUGGCAACAUCACACAAACAAAAGCAGUCCUGGACAGCUGCGCUUAUGACUCCCUCCUUAUUGUCACAGCUCAGGACAUCAGCCGGAGGGCUCCAAAUAUUUUCUUGUUCCAGUGUGAGGAAACUGGGGCAGAGGAGGUGAAAGCUGAUUUAGACAGAGAGAUCCAGAACAGGGAUGCACCAGGGAUGAGGGAAGGACCAGGAUUUCCACCAAGUGAACCACCAUUUGACAUCAGGAGUAAUCUGGAGAACAUCAUAAGUCAAGGUUAUUCAGUGGGUUUCCGCAGACCUGGCCCUCCUCCAGUGCGCUCCGCACCUCCUACGUCCGAGUAUCCGCCUUCUCAGUCCAGCACCUUCCAAGACUAUGAUGAUCACCAGCCUCCAAUGUUUCCACCCAGAGAGGAGAGCUAUUUCAGUCCAGACGUGCAUGAACGACAAAACCCCACAAAUCAGCAGCCCUCUCCCCCCAUGUUAGACAUUGACAGGAGUGUGGUCAGUUUAUCUUCAACUAAUUCUGCCGCCUUCUCAUCCAAAAUCAACUUUCUAAAAUGUGUGCAUGUUCAUCUGAUUGUUUGCUUCCCUAUACAUCUAUUUAAAUACUGUAUCUCUUCCCUCCAGGAAAUCUUUAAUCAUGUAGUGGCUGACGUUGAGUUCUUUAUGGGCAAAGUUGGAGCAGCUUUAGCACAAGCGGAUGGAAAGAAGCAAAAGAAAAAGAAAGGCAAAAGCACAAGAAUAUAUGGUGAAAACUUUCCCUCUAUAGAUGAAUAUAUGGCCUGUCUUCAAAAAAUUAAAUAUGGCUUUAAUCUUCUUGGGAAACUUAAUGGACACUUAAGUAAACCUGAUGCUCCUGACCUUAUCCACAGUCUUUUCUCCACCCUUGAUUUUCUGGUGAGGCAGUAUCCUUCUGAGGUGGCUCCUUCAGUUCUGAGUCCCCUUCUCACAGAACAAACUCUGCAGCUCCUCAGCCAGGUGGUGACUCCAGAGGAGGGUCAGCUCUGGAACAGCUUACAAGAUGCCUGGAAUAUUCCCAGACCAGGUUGGCUGAAUGCAGAUCAGAUACCACCAUAUGUUCCACAGUUUUAUGAUGGCUGGCAGCCGCCUGCACCAGCCCCUCCCCAGUCAGGACCCGUGAACCAUCCUCUGUCACGGAGCAACAGUCAGAGAUUUCCAGCCGAGAAUGACAUACAACAACGACCUGGACAGGAUAACAGGCUUUUUGGUGCUCCGCCUGAACGCUCAGGAGAACCUCCGCUCCACAUGCGCGUGAUCUACGAUUUCACAGCCAGAAACCGUCAGGAGCUGAGUGUGAUGAAAGGUGAUGUGGUGCAGGUGGUACACAAGUCCAGGCAAUGGUGGGUAGUGCGAAACAAUCUUGACGAGGAGGGCCAUGUGCCUCCAAAUGUUCUAGAGCCCAUGAAUAGAGAAGAGCCAGCAAGAGUGAAUCGACCUCCAAAUCUCGAUAUGAAAUCCAGCCCAGAGGAAGUGAGGACCUGGUUACAGUACAAGGGCUUUUCCAGCUCGACAAUACGGAACCUGGGUAUGAUGAAUGGAGCAUUGCUUUUGGGGAUGAGGCGUGAUGAUAUACGAGCUGUGUGCCCUGAAGAAGGUGGUCGUGUUUUCUUCCAACUGCAGGCCGUUAAAUCAUCUAUGGCCCUUGCAAGUGAAGCAGAAUACAACCACUACAAUGGCCAUUAAACCUGACAUCAUGGGCUUUGGUGAGGAUGCAGAUGCCAGUUGACGGAUUCGCUCAAGAGAACUGCACAGUGAUUACAUGCUGGAAUUAUCAUCAUUUGUUGGUUCAUGAAAACAGGUUUAUGAUCUGAACAUAAAUAUCAACUGAAGUUAUACUCCCAUUACAAUUUUAAAUAGGUGGUAAAAAUGUGUUGU
Molecule: messenger RNA, 2669 nt
Organism: Ictalurus furcatus (blue catfish)
Lineage: Eukaryota; Metazoa; Chordata; Actinopteri; Siluriformes; Ictaluridae
Gene: eps8l3b
Product: EPS8-like 3b
Exons: 19
Coding region: 432-2477 (681 amino acids)
Biological process (GO): regulation of Rho protein signal transduction; positive regulation of ruffle assembly; Rho protein signal transduction
Cellular component (GO): ruffle membrane; plasma membrane; vesicle
Molecular function (GO): actin binding
Source: RefSeq, a predicted model, not a curated record